Daucus carota subsp. sativus is the source of this 1002-nucleotide messenger RNA. RefSeq names its product TOM1-like protein 9. Gene Ontology annotation, molecular function: ubiquitin binding; phosphatidylinositol binding. Gene Ontology annotation, biological process: protein transport to vacuole involved in ubiquitin-dependent protein catabolic process via the multivesicular body sorting pathway. The transcript is spliced from 6 exons. Lineage: Eukaryota; Viridiplantae; Streptophyta; Magnoliopsida; Apiales; Apiaceae. The record is from RefSeq and is a predicted model, not a curated record. Bases 334 to 594 code for a protein of 86 amino acids.
CAAGCACGCUUUCGAAAAAUUGGAGCUCCAAGUCAAAGAGGCACGACACUGACCCCCAUUUCUCAAAGUCGAGCUGAAAACUAGGGUUUGAAAGAGGUGAAAAUUAGGGUUCGAAAGCUGCAAAGGGAGAGUUGGAAAAGGGAAGAAAGCUUCAAGCUCAGAGCUAAGGGAGGGUUAAAGCUUUAUUAGUUCUUCAAUUAGGGCUGAAUUUGAUCUUCAUCUUUGAUUUAAGUUCUAGGUCUUCUGGUUCCGCAUAAUGUUUUAAGAAUUUUAGAGCAGCCAUGGGGGUUCCUGCUGCACUUGGUCUUGAUCCAGUGAUGAAAAAUUCAGCAUAUGGGAGCAGUAUUUCCUCAAAGAUCUGAGAAUGCACCAGUUUUUACACCUCCUCAAACACAACCUCUCUCGUCGUAUCCGCAGAAUCUGCGAAAUUCUGAACCUGGACAAGAAGCAGCUGAGACUUCUGCAGAGUCUGAGUUUCCAACAUUGAGUUUGACAGAAAUUCAGAAUGCACAUGGUAUUAUGGACGUUCUUUCAGAAAUGUUGAGUGCGAUAGGUCUAGAGAAUAAGGAGGGGCCAAGGCACUUGAUGUCUUGAAUUUCACUCAGCUAACAAGACUAUUCGAGUUAUGGUUUCUCAUCGCGAUCCUAGCAAACGGAGGAGUGGAACAACUAAUAUCUUUAUCAAGAAAUUGGACAAGUCGAUCGAUCACAAAGCCUUGCAAGAUACCUUUUCAAGUUUUGGAACUAUUCUUUCCUGCAAGAUAGCGACCGAUAAUUCUGGCCAGUAUAAAGGCUAUAGGUUUGUCCAGUAUGAUAGUGAAGAAGCUGCUAAUACUGCAAUUGAAAAGCUAAAUGGCAUGUAGUUGAACAUGAUUUGCAACUGUGAUAUUCUGGUACUUAGAAUUGUUUAGAUGGGGCAGUUCAUCUUUGGUGUAUUCUUUUGUGUUCGAUGAUUUUGAUUGGAAAAGAAGUACUAAAUGUACCAGGCUGUCAUAUAUAUAAA